Messenger RNA from Podarcis lilfordi (Lilford's wall lizard), 2134 nucleotides. Lineage: Eukaryota; Metazoa; Chordata; Lepidosauria; Squamata; Lacertidae. The record is from the annotation of a GenBank genome assembly.
AUGUUGCACUGCACAUGGCGAGCAGGGCUGCGGAUCGGGGGGCUGGCAGGUGGGGGGGUUGGAAGCUGCGGGGUUUGGAGGCUCUGGGGCCGCGCGGAUCCACAACACCCCGUGCGCUUUUGGAGCUGGGGCGCGCGAAGGGCUGACGGCGCGGAGUUGCCUCGGCGAUGGGGCGCCCGGGGCGUGCAGACCGCCUUCCCGUUGGAUACUAAUGUGCCCCGGGAUGUCUUGCUUUUCCAGCACGAUCGGGGCCGUUUUUUCCGUAUUCUUGGGCUGUUCUGCGCCGGCCAGUUCGUGUUCUGGGCGUAUCUGGCACACUUCGCUUUCCACGGCUUGCGGGAUGUUAGGGCGAGCCGGCCAGAGCCGGAUCCCCAGCAUGGGGAUCGCCCUCUGCCAACUCUACCGGGAGGAGCCACGAUACAGUUGAGCUCCAACAAGUGGCGCUUCGGUUUCACUGCGUCUUGCCUGACCGUGGGUAAGGAAGGGCCGGAUUCCUCUGCCCGCUCCUCCUCCGGGGUUACUUAUUAGCAUUGGUUGCUCUUCGUUGUUAUAGAAUUGUGGAAUUGGAAAGGACCACGAGGGUCAUCUCUUCCAACCCCCUGCAAUUCAGGAAUCGUUUUGCCCAGCAUGGGGCUUGAACUCACGACCCUAAGAUUAAGAGUCUCAUGCUCUAGCGAUUGAGCUAUGUGCCGCGAUGCGCAUGGCGCUUUGCGCAUUUUUCUAAGCAAAACAAAAAAGACCCCUAACCCCCGAGGAGUUUACAAUAUAAAUUGCAAUCUUACUUUCAUGAAAUUGUAGGUUUGCUUCUUGUCGGUGACAGAUAGUAUGUGGGGCACAGCAGGAAGAUGUAUCCAAACGUAAUAUUGUGGGUUUCAGAUCCAUGGGUUGUAGCCAGCUACAAGUUCUACCCCCAAAUAGAUCCAUCGAAAUUAAUUUAUCUAAGUAAGGCCCCUAUCCGCACUAUACAUUUAGAGCAGCAUCACUACCACGUUAAACAGGCAUGGCUUCCCCAAAACAAUGCUGGGAACUGUAGGGAACUGUUAACAGGACUGAGAGUUGUUAGGAGACCUCCCCUGCCAUCUCCCCCACAGAACUACUGGAAAGAAGGAUUGAUUGUUAAGCCACUCUGGAAAGUGCAGCUCUGUGGGGGAAAUAGGGGUUUCCUAACAACUCUCAGCACCACUAAAAAAUGGCAGGCCCUGGAAUUCUUUGGAGGAAGCCAUGACUGUUAAAGUGGCAUAAUAUUGCUUUAAAUAUAAGGUGCAGAUGAGGCCUCAGCCAUGCUCCUUUGUUUCAGGGGGUCUACUCUGAGUAGAAUUAACACGGAUACAACCCAGUAAAAAUAAGACACUCCCUGCCCAACUCAGGCUUAUAACCAAGACAAAGGAUCAGAUCCAACAUCCAUGGCUGGGGCAGGUGGGAACUGUAGUCUGAAACAUCCAUUAAGGCACCAUCUUGACACAGGCCCCCAAAUGUAUCAAAGCAGGCGCAAGUCCAGUUUCUGUGGGAAAUUGCACAGGUCGGGUACUACCACAAAACAAGCUUUUCCUUGACAUAGGUCUGUCACAGCUCAGCUGGCAGAAGGACCUGGGCCAUGAAGGUCUUUGAAGAUCACAAUCUCUUUGAAUCGGGUCCAAAACCAGAGUAGGAGCAUGUGCAUUGGCGAAGCACUAGUACAUGAUGAUUAAAUUUCCUAGUCAGAAACCCAGCAACUGAAUUCUGAACCACCUGCCAUUUCUGAACCAUCUCCCAGGGCAGCCUUAGGCUUUAUCAGGCAUUGCAGUAGCCUGACCACUAGGUUAUCUCAGCUCGACUUGUCAUCCUGCUCUGUUCCUUUGCAGGUUCUCUGAUCUUGGCGGCAGGUUUUGUCUUUUCCCGACGCUCUGUGAGCCGGAUCUUGCUGCACCGAGGUGGGCAGGAGGUGACCUUUACCACCUAUUACCCCUUGGGCUGGACCUCGUCCUUCACGGUCCCUCUUCGCCAUGUUUCCUGUAUGUCCCAUCGUUCAGAGGUGCCGGCGAUGAUGCCACUCAAGGUUAAGGGGAGAGCCUUCUAUUUCCUGUUGGACAAACAGGGACGGAUCACCAACACAAAGCUUUUUGACAUCACUGUUGGCGCCUAUCGCAAGCUGUGA